GGGCCGGCGCCGGGGCCGCUGUGGGCUCCGCUCUCCCGCCGCUCGCUGUCGGGCCCACGGGCCCCGCGCCGGGCUCAGGAUGCCGCUGGGGUUGAAGCCCACCUGCAGCGUGUGCCGCAGCACGUCCUCUUCCAUGUGGAAGAAGGGCGGGCAGGGCGAGAUCCUGUGCAACAACUGCACGGCCCGCUCGGCGCCGCCGCCCCCCGCCGCCUUCGCCACCACCUCGGCCGCCGCCCAGCACAGCAACGGCGGCGGAGGCGGCGGAGGCGGCGGCGGGAAGCAGAGCAAGCAGGAGAUCCACCGCCGCUCCGCGCGGCUCCGGAACACCAAGUACAAGUCUGCGCCCGCCGCGGAGAAAAAGGUUUCCACGAAGGGCAAGGGCAGGAGGCACAUCUUCAAGCUAAAAAACCCCAUCAAGGCUCCUGAAUCCGUAUCCACUAUAAUUACAGCAGAAUCAAUCUUUUACAAGGGUGUAUACUACCAAAUUGGAGAUGUUGUUUCUGUGGUUGAUGAGCAGGAUGGAAGAACAUACUAUGCUCAGAUCCGUGGGUUUAUUCAGGACCAAUACUGUGAAAAGAGUGCUGCACUAACCUGGCUCAUUCCUACACAAGCCAGCCCCAAAGAUUGUUUUGACCCAGCAUCCUAUAUCAUAGGACCAGAAGAAGAUCUCCCAAGAAAAAUGGAAUAUUUAGAAUUUGUUUGUCAUGCACCUUCGGAAUAUUUCAAAUCUCGAUCAUCUCCCUUCCCUACUGUUCCUACAAGGCCAGAGAAGGGCUAUAUAUGGACUCAUGUGGGACCCACUCCUGCAAUCUCCAUUAAAGAAGCUGUAGCAAAUAAUUUAUAAUUGUUUUUAAGAAAUACUUUGGACUAGUUAUUUUGGGGUAUCCUCCAGUUUGUAAAUCCUAUACAAGAAGUUUUAAAAAUUACAAAAUGUACCGGUUUACUUUACGGAUUAUGGUAUUUAUUUAUUUUAGAUAUAUCAGGUCUUCAAAAUGGAAGUUUUCAUUCAAGUUGAUGCAUCAUGUCACUGCUCAUUUCUUCAGACAGUGUUGCUUAUCCUGGGACAAAACCAAAACUUUCAUGUCGUCUUUGACUUCUGAAAGUUGCCUGUAGUGUUCAUUCUUACUUUUCAUUUUCCAGAAGAGGAGUUUAAAAGACAUAAUCAUCCAGCAUUUUACAUAGCAUGUUUACUUUAGUUAACUGUAACUCCUGGUUUUAUUUCCUUGUUAAAUAAUUUAAGACUAGCUUCACCUAAAUACUAAAAUGGUCAGUGAUGAAGUCAAGAGUUACAUGGAGAGGAGUGAUCUACCUAGAUUUCUCCAAACUAAAACGUCAUCUCCAAAGAGGGGCUCUAGCAGUCACCUUUUAAGGGAAUUUUAUUCAUCUGAAUCUGAAAUGUGGGCCUAUGUUAGAUAAGGGCAAAAAUUUCGUGGAUAAUUGGAUGCAAAUUCAAAAAGUAACGUUAUUUGCCAUUUUGGCAUUCUCACAGCAGAAAUGUAUCUGCAUUUCCUGAGCAAGCCAACACUGACAUAUGAUUUGAAUUUCAGAUUGUUAAUAUUUGUUUGCCUGUUAGAUUGGACUCAUAAAAUUUAUUUUAAAUUGUUUUUUCAGUCUUCAUAAUUAAUGAUGGUAAGAAAAAAAAUAGUCAGGCAAUUCAAAUGAAAAAAAAAUUCAGUAAGGGAAAUAAAAACUAAUUUUAUGCACUGGCAGUCUCAGGAUGACAAAGAAAAUGUUUAAAUUGCAGAAUGGGAGAAAUGCCACAUACUAAAAUACCAAUGAAGUUUUCUGCCCCAAACUUUUCACAAGCCAGUCAGCUCCAAACAGGAUGAGAUAUGCUUGAAUGGCAUGAAUUCCAAGGGCUUAAGUGUUCCUCCUACCUGUGAAGGAUAAGAAUUGUAAGUGGCCUUAAAAGUACUGAUCUUUUCAGUUGUUUUUUUUCUUUGUACAAACAUAUGUGACCAGCACGCAGAAGGCCCAAAUCACCUUUAAGAUAUUGUAUGAAAGCAUAAAAAUGUUGCACUGGGCUUAUGUUCUAACUUUGUGAAAGGCUUUGAUUUAAGAUGUAACAUAUUUGAAAGUCUCAGGUAUUGACAACUUUUAAUACCCGUGAGGGCAGGAACCAGAUAAGAUUUGUUUUGGCCUGCAGCCUCUGUUCUGUCUUCUUCAAAUACAAGGAAGAACAAUCAGCCUUAAGGGAGUAGAUGCUAAAGUUAAGGGAUACUGUCAAUAAUUCAAAAUGCUCAGAAAUUAGCAGAAGAUUGCUAAUACAGAGUUAAAUCUUAAUCCUUAGUUACUUACAAAGAUGAGAUGUGUGCCCAUGUUCAGUGUGUUGUAGUGAUUAAUCCAAGGUGAUCUCACUUCUCUGUUCUCUCCUUUCAAUUCCUCUGGGGAUUUUCUUCUUUUAUUUCUUUAUUACAAGGAAAUAAAAAUAACAAGUCUUAUAUUUACAGUAACCAGAAUGACUCCCUCGACUCAAAUGUUUUCCUUCCUUUAUCUACAGUCCACAAGGUUUUCACUUGGGAUCACUGUAAAGUCCCUGUGCUGUCUCAGCAUAAUCCAUGGACCUGUCCUCUUCUAUCUUACCUUAUCUAAAUUAUCAGGGUUGGAAAAGACCGUGAUGAGUUUCAUUGAGUCCAGGGAUGCUUUCCUUGUCAGAUCCUCACAGGAAUAAGGAAGAAAACAAAUGAAACUUAGAUUCUUUCCUUGUCAGAUCCUCACAGGAAUAAGGAGGAAAACAGUGCUUACAUUGUUUUGUUUUUUCGAGUUCCUACAAGGAACACCAAAUGAAAAGUACUUCUUGCCAUUUGCCUUAUUUGUCAAUAAAUUGUAAUACAAUUCUUCUUUCAUCAGAAUACACCUUUCUAAAAUUUA
Messenger RNA from Catharus ustulatus (Swainson's thrush), 2871 nucleotides. It is a transcript of the gene GATAD1, whose product is annotated as GATA zinc finger domain containing 1. Gene Ontology annotation, biological process: regulation of DNA-templated transcription; chromatin organization. Gene Ontology annotation, cellular component: nucleus. The transcript has 5 exons. Gene Ontology annotation, molecular function: zinc ion binding; sequence-specific DNA binding. The record is from RefSeq and is a predicted model, not a curated record. NCBI's taxonomy places the organism in Eukaryota, Metazoa, Chordata, Aves, Passeriformes, Turdidae. Bases 80 to 844 code for a protein of 254 amino acids.